Molecule: messenger RNA, 1647 nt
Organism: Diospyros lotus (date-plum)
Lineage: Eukaryota; Viridiplantae; Streptophyta; Magnoliopsida; Ericales; Ebenaceae
Exons: 2
Coding region: 137-1108 (323 amino acids)
Source: RefSeq, a predicted model, not a curated record
UGAGCUCUUCAGCCAUACUCACUACUUAUUUACUUCCUUUCUUCCUCCGCCUCUUCCACAUCUUUCAAUUUAAAUAUCUGUCAAUCUCUAUCACCUUUUUCUUUUAACCCAUACCCAUCUCUUUCUACUUCCCAUCAUGAAUCAUUCUUCAUCCACCUCCAGCACCACCUCUUCUGUCAAUGGCUUCUAUAGCUUCCUCACCCAAGGCCUUGAUGAGCUUGACUCCUCAUUUCCUUCUUAUAACUUCAUGUCAAUCCAUUUCCUUCAAGCUGUUCUCUCAUCUCUCAGGUCUUUCCAUUCCCAGUUAACCAUUUUAGUCCAAAAGCUCCGCUUGCCAGUUGGAGAGAAAUGGCUUGAUGAGUACAUGGAUGAGAGCUCCAGGCUUUGGGAAGCCUGCCAUGUACUCAAAGCUGGCAUGUCAAACAUGGAAAAUUUUUACUCUUCUGGCACCAAUAUAGCUUCCUCCAUCGAUGAUCAUCCGAUUAUAACCCCACAACUUUCUCACCAGGUUAUUCGGUUGAUCAAUGGCUGCCAAAGGGAAGUGGUUGGAUUGGAAGAGGAGAAUAGAAACUUAAUAGAGACAAGAAUUCAACCAUUGUCUCUGAGUUUUGAAUAUCAGAGUGUACCAAUAGAAUCCAGGUUCAAUGCCUUCAAUGGUUUCAGAGGUGUACUCUAUGCAAUGAGGAACAUAACCUCAUUUCUUCUUAUGAUCUUAUUCAAUGGUCUCGUCUAUUUCUGGCCUCAAACAAGUUUUUUCCAAGGAGGGCACGAAGGAAACAUGGUGUUUGGCUCAGCUUUUAUGGUCUCAACAGCAAGAUUGCACAAAAGGGUGGUGGAUGAGAUAACCCAGAUGGAUGGGCAGGCAGCAGGAAUUCUCCUCAACGAAUUCAGAGGAGCACGAAUCGCCAUGGACGAGCUGAGGGAGGGGUUGGAGAGAAUUGUGGGGUAUGGAACAGAAGGCGAUAUCCGUGGCAAAGUUGAGAGAUUGAAGAGUUGUUUUGGGGAGUUGAAGAGUGGGGCUGAGAAUAUAAUCAUGGAGCUUGAUGACUUCUUUGAUGAAAUAGUAGAAGGGAGGAAGAAGGUUUUGGAUAUGUGCACUCACAGAUAGAUAGAGGGAUCUAGAGAGAGUAUAUUUGCAAAGUGCAAACUUUGUGCAGCCAUAUAUAGCAGAGAGAGAAUAGUGUAAGAAAUCAUCAGUUGACAGGAGUCAGUUUUAGGUUUUCAGCUUUUCUAAUCACUAGUUUCAUGUGCUUACAUCUUCUUCUUCCUCUUGGAGCUAGUUUGUUUUGCAGCUCAAAUUAAUUUGGAUUUGAAUCCAUGAGGAGAAACGUGGGAAUCCCAACAAGGAAAGUUCUGAAGGGAAGACAAUGCCAUAUUCUUUCCUUCAGGUGAAAGCAAGAAAUGAUUUGUUAUCUAAAGAGACGAAACAAGAAGAAUAUGUAAUAGCUUCAAUAGAAAGCGAAACUUCCCCACCCAAUAGACAGAUUCUCCAUUAUGUGGACAUGGAAAAACAAAUUCAUUCUUCUUGUUUUACCCGGCAGACCGCAGGUCAGAACUACAAGCUGAAUGUUUAUGUGUGAAACAUGUUUGAGAUUUUAAUGAGAGUUAUGUUAAUAUUGACAUGGAGCGUCGUAACAUUGACAAAAU